Molecule: messenger RNA, 1699 nt
Organism: Andrographis paniculata
Lineage: Eukaryota; Viridiplantae; Streptophyta; Magnoliopsida; Lamiales; Acanthaceae
Exons: 15
Coding region: 133-1524 (463 amino acids)
Biological process (GO): mitotic cell cycle checkpoint signaling; protein ubiquitination; ubiquitin-dependent protein catabolic process
Cellular component (GO): nucleus
Molecular function (GO): metal ion binding; ubiquitin-protein transferase activity
Source: RefSeq, a predicted model, not a curated record
UUCAAUUGUUUCAUUCAGUCCACGACGGGAAGUCGGGAACUCCAUCCCACUAUAUAUAUUUUAAUCAUUUUGACUCCAACGAUCAAGAAAUCGAGAAUACGGUACAACACCACCACUCAGGAGACAUAGACAAUGGAGAAGGGAGAGAGCUCGGGCAGCAGCCCCGCCGGCGAUGAUAUUUGGGCAAAACUAGUGCCACUAGACUCGAGAUAUUCAGAUAUAGAGUUGAAGUCAAAUGAGACAACAAUCUGCUCGGAGAUCACGAGUUCGUCCAAGGAAAAGCAAGAAUGGUGCAAGAUAACUAAGGAGAAGGAUCAAGUCUCUGCUGUUGUACAAAAUAUAAGUUCUGAUUCUAUCCUCGUCGAUGGCACGAUUGUUCAACACGGUGAUACAACAAUUGUUAGAUGUGGCAGUGAAAUAAUUCCAGGUCCUGAGGUUGAAGGGUUUAUGAAGUAUAGGUUUAAAUCAAUGCCUGCCAAGGAAAUCUGCAAGAAAUCACUGAAGAUCAAUCUAGAUCCCGAACAUGCGAAAUGCUCCAUAUGUUUGAACGUCUGGCAUAAUGUUGUGACGGUUGCACCCUGCUUUCACAAUUUCUGCAAUGGAUGUUUCUCAGAAUGGUUAAAAAGGUGUCAAGAGAGACAUGCUGUCGUCUUAUGUCCUCAAUGUAGAGCAGUCAUUCAAUCUGUUUCAAGGAACCACUUUUUGCAUACAAUUGAAGAGGAUAUACUAGAAUCUGAUUCUUCUCUAAGGCGUUCAAAUGAGGAACUUGCUGUUUUGGAUUCUUAUUCAUUGAUCAAGUCACCUCUUGUUAUUUGCAAUGGAAGGAAACUACGCCGGAAGAGAGCACGUGCUCUUCCUGAAGAGGAAGAUGCAACGGAUUUCCAUUGCCCUCAAUGCCGAGCGGAGUAUACUGGCUUCCAGUGCAAUCAAAGUACAACUCAUCUGCAAUGCCAUGCCUGUGGCGGGAUGAUGCCUUCCAGAUCAAAUGCUCCUAUACCUCAGCACUGUGUAGGAUGUGAUCGAGCAUUCUGUGGGGCUUAUUGGAAUGCCAUGGGAGUUAGCAGUUCUGAUACUCAUCAAAUAUGCCUUCCCGAGACUCUUAAACCGAUUACUGAUUAUUCCAUCACUAGAAUUCCUUUUUGGGCACAUGAAAGGAAUAGGCAUGAACAAGAUAUUACGGAAAAAUGUAUUAGACAGAUGGGGAGGUCAUUGCAAGAUGUAAUUGUAGAAUGGAUUGGAAAGAUGGGCGAUCGAGAAAUAGAUCGGACAAGGCUUCGGUUGAACCAUUCUGAGAGGAUUACUCCUGAGACACAUGUCUGCAGUGAAUGCUACGACAAAUUAGUCUCUUUUCUCUUGUACUGGUUUCGGAUCACAUUGCCUAAACAUCUUCUACCUCCUGAAGCGCUGCAGCGUGAGGACUGCUGGUAUGGAUAUGCUUGUCGGACGCAGCACCAUAACGAAGAUCAUGCUCGGAAGAGGAACCAUGUGUGUCGCCCGACUAGAGGUACUCGCAUCCCGCCUUAGGAAGAUGAUCUCGUGAAUGUUGAUGUUGUUGGCACGCCUAGUUUUGCUGUCAUAGUACUUGAAACGGAUAUAUGGCGUGCUCUGAUGUAAUAAUAUAUAUAUAUGUAUGUAUGUAUGUAUUCCUUGAUUGACUUUUUUAUUCGACGCACGCUAUGUGAUUAUUUUGUGAGAUCCG